AUCCAUUAGGACACUGUUUCUGGUGGGAAGGGAUUCUUUGUUGCACCCUGCGUGCGCAUUUGUUAUUCAACCGGCUUACAACAGGAGUUGCUAACAUCCUUAUAUUGAAAUUGCCAUAUUAAAGUUGUUUUAACUUUCAUAAUGUCGGAUGCCUUGCUUCAAUGGUGUGUGGACCAGUUGCACCACAACUUUGGCUUGGAGGCCAGUGAAGACAUAGUCCAGUAUAUUCUGUCCAUCGACAAUGCGGACGAGAUAGCGGAGUAUGUUGGGGACCUCCUUCAGGGCACUGAUGGAAGGAAGAAGCAGUUUAUAGAUGAACUCCUGGACAGAUGGCAGCGGUCUCAGACACUGACUCCUGACAGCACUGGCCUGUUCCCCAUAAACUCUCUGUCAGGAACAGAUGCUCAAGACAUGUCCAAGGACUCCCAGAAGAAAUCCAAGCGCAAAGGCAGGAACAAGCAAGAGGUGAUGGCUGUUAGCCAAGCAGAGCCUGAGCCUGAGGUGGUGAAAACUCCCAUUGACCUAAUGAAGGCCCAGGAGAGUGGCAGCUCCUCGUCACAGAAGAAGAAGAAGAACACAUUUGUGAGCCUCUACAAUAAAGAGGGCCAGGACAAGCUGGCUAUCCUGCUGCCCGGGCGCCAUUCCUGCGAAUGUCUGGCCCAGAAGCACAACCUCAUCAACAACUGCAUGAGCUGCGGACGCAUUGUGUGUGAGCAGGAGGGAUCAGGGCCCUGCAUCUUCUGUGGCAGCCUGGUAUGCACCAAAGAGGAGCAAGAGAUUCUGCAACGAGACUCCAACAAAAGUCAGAAACUGCGCAAGAAACUUAUGGAGGGGGCAUCGGAGAGGGGCUGUCUUCCACACCAAGAGGCAAAGAUGAAGGCAGGGUUAGAAAAGGCCCUUCAACAUAAAGACAAACUGCUGGAAUACGAUAAGAACAGUACGCGACGAACGCAGGUCCUGGAUGACGAGUCAGACUACUUUGCCACCGACUCCAACCAGUGGCUGUCGCCUAGCGAGCGCGAGCACCUGAGGAAGAAGGAGGAGGAGCUACGGGAGCUUCGCCACGCCUCCAGGAAGGACAGGAAGAUCACGCUGGACUUCACAGGCCGACAGGUGCUUGACGAGGGAGAUAAUAACAGUCAUUACUACAACAAGUUUGACGAGACGGUCAAGGCCCUCAACACAGGCACCAAGGGGAAAGCUCCCCAACGCCCUGAGGGACCAGCGGGGCGGCAGCACCUGAGAGAGCUGGUCAACCCCAACAUCGUACAGGCUGCACCCAAGUGGGUGGACGUGGGCAGUGGCCCUCGGAGAUCUCAGGAUAAAGGUGUUGUUGGCACAGAGGGAGACGGCGCUGUAGGCCCAGAACGCUCCAGACUCCGGCUGCAGGACAGAGAGCUGCAGGAGAUGGCAGACGGGGGCUGGUGCCUCAGCAUGCACCAACCAUGGGCCUCGCUACUGGUCAAAGGAAUAAAGAGGGUGGAGGGGAGGAGCUGGUACACAUCCCACCGCGGGCUCCUGUGGAUAGCAGCUGCAGCCAAGAGGCCCACCCCUGAGGAGGUCACUCAGGUGGAGAACAUGUUCCUUCAUAUCUACAAGAGAGAUCUUAAGUUUCCUAAAGACUACCCCACCGGCUGCCUGCUGGGCUGUGUCAACAUGACCGACUGUCUGUCUCAGGAGCAAUACAAGGAGCAGUUUCCUCAGACCUGCGAGGAGUCUGGCUCUCCGUUCGUCUUCGUCUGCACCAACCCUCAGGAGCUGCUGGUGAAAUUCCCCAUGAAAGGGAAACAUAAGAUCUUCAAGCUGGAGAGUCAAUAUCAUAGGGGUGCGAAGAUGGGACUGGUUCCGUCGGCGGCCGUGUGACGUUGGCGAGAGAGAGCGAGAAAGCAAAGAGAGAGUGUGGACCAGCUGGAGGAGAGGCAGAGAUUGAUGAGAACAUCCAGAGUUGGUCAUACUCUGACUACUGUGUUUUAUAUGGAGUUCCAGCAAAACAUAAAUAUGGACACACUGGCUAUACAUGGCAUCCUCUCAAGGCAUUUACAGUUUAAGGACAACGACUAAGCAGACAUUCACCACACAGGAAAGUUAUUACCAGGUUCUCUACAUUCUAUACUGUGUACUCUUGAACAGUUGUAUUUUCUGCAAUAAACAAUGUUGAAAUGUAA
Messenger RNA from Oncorhynchus mykiss (rainbow trout), 2165 nucleotides. NCBI's taxonomy places the organism in Eukaryota, Metazoa, Chordata, Actinopteri, Salmoniformes, Salmonidae. The record is from RefSeq and is a predicted model, not a curated record.